Messenger RNA from Myxocyprinus asiaticus (Chinese sucker), 5480 nucleotides. RefSeq names its product transmembrane protein 37 (gene tmem37). NCBI's taxonomy places the organism in Eukaryota, Metazoa, Chordata, Actinopteri, Cypriniformes, Catostomidae. The transcript is spliced from 3 exons. Bases 4621 to 5232 code for a protein of 203 amino acids. The record is from RefSeq and is a predicted model, not a curated record. Gene Ontology annotation, cellular component: membrane. Gene Ontology annotation, molecular function: voltage-gated monoatomic ion channel activity; calcium channel activity.
GUGCCUUAGCUCGUCCGUCGUGCUUCUGUCGGCUGCUCAAGUUCAGUAUGACCGUCAUAAAAAUCAGGUGAACUUGGGGAGAGCGGCAUAUAAACAGCCACACCACCGCCAGAAGAGAGAGAGAGAGUCUGGCACGAGAGUCUCACGGUGAAACUACUGAGUUUGUGAUGCUAAAGAGUUGUGAUAAAGACUUUGUGAUGAUUAAGAGGCUGUGACUAGGAGCCUGUGACGCUAAAGAGUUUGUGAAGCUGAAGAAGUUACUGUGCCAGUUGUGACUGUGUUACCCCUAAGUUUGUGAUUAAAAGCUCACCUGAUACUUGAACCUUCCUGUCUCAGUGACCUCCUUCCCUCACACUGUUGCCGAAACCCAGGAAUCGAAUUACGCCCCAUGGAGUCCUCCCAGGUGGCCAAGAUCCUCCAGUCCCUCGCCAGCCUACAUCAGUCCAACCAGCAAUCCCUGCUUGAGCUACGCCAAGACCAGGAACGACGGUUUUUCGAGAUCCUGCGAGCUCAAGCAGAGGACCGGCUCGCGAUCCGGAGCCUCCUCAGCCAGGAGAGAGAGUAAGCGUGACCCCGGACCACCGCAGCCAACUGCCUUCCCCCACACUCCUGAAGAUGGGCGCAGAGGAUGAUGCAGAGGCCUUCCUCGAUUUAUUUGAGAGGACCGUAGAGAUGUGGGGCUGACCAUGUGACCAGUGGGCGGCCAGGCUCCUCCCACUACUGUCCGGGGAAGCCCAGCUUGCGGCCCAACAGUUGCCAGUGGCUAAUCUCCUGGCCUAUGACGACCUAAAAAAGUCUAUCCUGCAGUGGGUGGGUUGUAGCCUGGAACAGUAUCGCCAACUUUUCUGGACCUUGAUGCUGGGGAAGAUCGACCGCCCGUUUGCCUUUUCCCAACGGCUCCGAGACGCUGGCUCCAAAAUGGCUGCUGGCGGAGAAUUAACCAAAUUAAGAAUUAAUUCAAAUUAAAUUAAUUAAAUUAAAAAUUAAUUAUUAAUUAAUUAAUUAAUUAUUAAUUAAAAAUUAAAUUAAUUAAUUAAUUAAUUGAAUUGUGACGUCGGGGGAGUGAUUGACAAGGUGGUACUGGAACAGCUGAUUCAUCGACUGCGCAGGGGACAGCAGAGUGUUUCCAGUGCCACCACCCAGCGUCCAGCUUGCGGAGGACCACUUGGUGGCAUACCCGAGGGCAGAAGAGCCCUCCUCUUUCUCUCCUUCUCUACCCCCUCCCUCUGUGUGUUCCCCCCAUCCCUCUCACUCUGCUCUCUCCCCAGAGCCCAUUCCUGCCCCGCGGACACUGCCCCCUACCUCUACAGUGCCCCGUUGCUCUCCCCCUCAGGUGGAAGUGCCCGCCGACGCAGGUGUGGGUGUGGCGUCUGGGCCGGUCUGCUGGGGUCGUGGGGAUCCAGGGCACUUCGGGGAUCAAUGCCUGGUGAUGGAGCUGGGGUCCGGAUUCCCGACACACCACAGGCUGCCCCCGACCGAGCCGGAGCAUACCAGAUACCGUGAGCUUGGGGAGAGCGGCAUAUAAACAGCCACACCACCGCCAGAAGAGAGAGAGAGAGUCUGGCACAAGAGUCUCACGGUGAAGCUAAAGAGUUGUGAUAAAGACUUUGUGAUGAUUAAGAGGCUGUGACUAGGAGCCUGUGACGCUAAAGAGUUUGUGAAGCUGAAGAAGUUACUGCGCCAGUUGUGACUGUGUUACACCUAAGUUUAAAAGCUCACCUGAGACCUGAAAAUUCCUGUCCCAGUGACCUCCUUCCCUCACAAUGAAUAAAACUGAGAUAAUUAUUAUUGGAACACCAACACUUACAAAAAAACAUUUCUUAUGACUUUGGUUGUGAUAUUGAUGGCACUUUCAUUAAACCAUCCAAUACUGAAAAAAAUGUAGGUAUCAUCUUUGAUCCCUCCCUCACUUUUGAAGCUCAUAUUAAAUCUGUAUUUAAAAUUGUCUUCUUUUACCUUUGCCACAUUGUUGGCCUUCGUCCCUUUAUCAGUCUCAAAGAUGCCGAAACACUGGUUCAUGCAUUUAUAUUCUCACAUCUUGACUAUUGCAGUGCCGUCUUCACUGGUUUACCUGCUAACUCUAUUGCUAAGUUGCAAUAUAUUCACAAUUCUGCUGCUAGAAUUCUUACACAUACUAAGUGCUCAGCUCAUAUUACUCCAUUCCUGUUUGAACUUCACUGGUUACCAGUUUUGUUUCACAUCAAAUAUAAACUAAUCCUGCUUACAUUUAAAUCACUUCAUGGUCUGGCACCUCACUAUCUUAGUGAAUUGCUUCUCCCCUACAACCUGAUCCGCUCGCUUAGGUCCGGACUCCUUUCUGUCCCUAGAUCUUGCCUCUCUACUAUGGGUGGCAGGACAUUCAGCGUAGUAGCACCCAAUAUAUGGAAUUCACUCCCCCUGACUCUUCUCAGCAUCUUUUCUAUAUCUGAGUUUAACUCUCAACUUAAAACUUUUUUGUUUUCUCAGUGUUAUUUAGCUUAAUGUGUUAUGUAUUCACUCUCAAUGACUGUGCUAUUUGAACUGUGUUUUCGUGACUGUUCUUUGUUUGUAUAUUAUUGUGUUACUAUUGUAAAGUGUCCUUGAGCUCUGGAAAGGUGCUAUAUAAAUUAAACAUAUUAUUAUAUAUAAUUAAACACUACUAAAUGAUUAACAACGCUAAUCAUUUAAUAGAUUAAUUUUAAAUAAUAAUUAAAUACUAUGCCAUGCCUAUUAAUUUUUAUUUUUAACCACAACUGGAAGUUGCUGGUCCAGAAUGAAAGAUACUGUAUAUCUGCUUCUAUGAGUGUGCAGCUGUCAGGUUCUCCUCUCCUCACCUGCACAGGUGAAUGUAAAGCAGUUUAAAUAGCAUGGUUGUUGCUUCAGAUAUUUAUCAAGCAUCUCGUAUGCACUGUUCCAUCUGUUUUCUCUGCGAGUAGAAAAUCGCAAUCACUACGAUGAAUUUCAAGCCUUUAUCAUCAGGUGUGCGCAUUGUCCUGACAAGCAAGUGACCGGCAAAAAGCAAAAGCCAAUGAAAUGGAGAGCAUGCAAGAGUAGAGAAAGGCAUCAGCAAAGAUAAAAAAAAGAAAAAAGAAUGAAAUGAAACAUCACCCAUGUCUCACGAACUGCUGCCUCAUAAUUAUUUUCAGCUGUGUUUUCCCCAUUCUGUGCAAAUCAGUGCAGUAAUGGGCGCAAGCUCGUCUUUAAUGCAGGGGCUGGGCAAGAAGGGUGGCACCUUAAAAAUAAGCUUUGCCACCCCACUUGCCACCCCAGCUCGGACCCCGCUCGCAUCCUGGAAACGAUGCGCAAUGGCUUAACCCGUCCGUGUCGCGCAUGGUUCAUAACAAGUUUAGACGCAAUUACUGGAUGCCACCCCUUACUCGACUCUUGCCACCCCUUUGCCACCCCUGGUAAAAAUUAUUUCAUGUUGUUUGUUGGUAUGUUAUCAUGAAUAAACUCUCCUGUUGCUAUAAGCGUGGGUUUGUGAAAGAAUUUUGGGAUCAUAGUUUCAUUCUGGCACAAAUGGUCAUGUGUUUGAUAGUCUGCAAACAGUUGUGUUUGUGCACUUGACUUUAAUGUAUGCGCUUAAUGCCUGUCUUUGUUUCUAUAUAUGUCUCUGGCGCUCGCCACUGCACUGCCGUGGUAUAAACUGAACACCGAAUCGAUUCUGAUUCCUUUGAGAAUCGAUUCAGAAAGAAUCACGAUGCAUUGCUGAAAAGCCAUGGGAGCUAAGAAGACAUCAAAUUCAAAACACUGAAUUUCAAACUAAAUAAAUGGCAAAAAAACAAGUUGGGAGCUCUUCAAGUUUAAGUGCAGUGUUCGAAUUGAGGGGGGUUUGGGGGGUCCCGGACCCCCAUAACAUUUAAGGGACCAAAUAGGCCAAAAUAAUGUAAUCUUUCAUCAAAGAUCAGACUCGUUUAAUCAAAACUAGAAUACUAGAAACAUAAAAAGUGUUUGUGUGACACGACAUUGUGCAUUUUCUGUUCCAGUUUUCAUAAUCCAAAUUAAAUCUUUUAGAUCUGAAAAGUCUAAAUGAGUGCACAACGCAUAGUUUUCUGAAGAAACUUACAGAUGGUGACUGAGUAACACUGGCAGAUUGGAUCCUCAUUUUCACCUCACAGUAAUGGUAAAACACACAUAUUAUUUUUGGUACACCUAAAUUACCAACGUCAAAUCAUCUAUUCUCUUAAAUCUAUUCUCUGGGGUUGGACUCAUUUGAAUACAGUUUAAGUGCUCUAGAUACCAAGAAUGUUGUACUUUGUGGUUAAAUUGUACUUGUUUGACAACACCAGAGUAAAUUAUUUUCACAGUUCCUGCUGCUACAGCAUACAUAUGGGUCACAGUACAAAGCCAACAUUACCAGAUGAAUGUUCAAUGUAUUCGCUACUCACCUGCAUACCAAAAGAACAAACUUUAGUAAUGGUCGAAGUCAGUUCUUAAGUAUAACCAGUACAUACUCUUAAAGUAUGCAAAUUCAGAUGCAGCUCAAGAAUGAUCUGUCAACUCAAAAGAAAAUGAACUCUAUCUUUGACCAUCUGCUGUCAUUAUUCAUGAGGGACCAAAAGAAAGGGGUUACAACCCCAUCUUUCAUGCUGCUAUAGAUUUGCUCCAGAUAUCUGAUUUUACUUCUCUCUCUGUUUCUAGAUGGGAUCGGUUCCACAGGGGAAGUCCACUCCUCUUUUUCUAGACUUAUUUUGCCACAGUCUUAUUAUCCUGUGCACAUCUCUGUCUGUUGUUUUGUCAUCUGUCGCUGUUUGUGAUGGUCACUGGCUGCUAGCCGGCCACCACAUGUUUGGCCUGUGGUAUUUUUGUUCGCUAGAGAAGCAGCAGAGUUCUGAGUCGGGGUACCAUGGCUUUAAAGCUUCCUUUAACUGCACGAGACAUCUGAAAGAAGCAGGAGUGGAAGAUUUAGGCAUGGGGCUGGCAGUUUGUCGUUUGGUGACUACACUGGCUGUGGUCAGUGCCGUAUUUGGACUGGAGUUGCUUGUGAUGUCACAGGCGAGUGAAGGGCGGAACUCUAGUCGAUGCUGGACUCUGGGGGCAUGGCUUGUGCUACUGGCGGGUGUAAUGGCUGUGGGAGGUAUCGCAACCUUUGUACUCUGGUUGGGGACAUUUGCUACACUCUUUGGCUUCACUCUCACAUUCUGGUGCCAGUUCACGGCUACCUUCCUCUUCUUCCUCAAUGGAAUGGCAGCACGACAAAUACGGCAUAUUGCACCAGUGUGGUCUUUUAGUGGAAAUCCUGACAAACUGUAGAUAUCAGUUCUUCACUAACAAUAAACCCUCUGGAUUUUUUAACCUGCAUUAGACAUGUUUCCUCUUGAGCAGCUCUGACCUGUUGAAAAUAAUCUGCAUGCUUCUGGAUACUGAUUUUUAAAGUUUGUCAGAUUUAGGUAUUAAGAAUAACUCUCAUUUCCCAAUUAAUGUUUUGACAAAUCUUUGUUUGGUUGUAUUUUAUUUAUUGUUUAAUCAUAAUAUUUGCAAUAAAUAAUUUUGUUAAAUAA